UUCACAAAAGCUAAGCCAUGGCGGCUGCACCAGGCCUCCCCAAAAUCCAUCCGAAAUUUCUGUUUCUGGUCUUCAUCAUUUCACCAAUCUCCUCGGCAACAUGGCCUGGGCCUCCCACCAAUAAGCUUCCCUUAUCCCUUCCUGAGCGACACGCGCAGAAGCUUAUUAGAGACCUUAACCUCUGCCCAAAACACUCCACCAGCAUUGUAAUUCCCGACCCUUUGUCUGUCCCCCAAGGGAAUAGGGUCGUUGAGAAGAAGCUUCUAUUCCCUAACCUUGCUGCUCCCGCGCCUUCUGUCCAAGACUUUGGUCACCAUGCUGGCUAUUAUUCGCUUCCGCAUUCCAAAGCUGCAAGGAUGUUCUACUUAUUCUUUGAAUCUCGGAACGACAAGAGCGACCCUGUCGUGAUAUGGUUGACCGGAGGACCGGGUUGCAGCAGUGAGCUGGCAUUGUUUUACGAGAACGGUCCUUUCCAUAUCACACAAAACUUAUCUCUUUCGUGGAAUGACUAUGGCUGGGACAAGGUAUCAAAUAUUAUAUUUGUGGACCAACCCAUAGGGACGGGGUUCAGCUACUCCUCCGAUCGAAGUGAUAUUCCCCGUGACGAAGAGGGUGUGAGCAAUGCCUUGUAUGACUUCCUGCAGGCAUUCUUUAAGGAGCACCCCAAGUUCACCGAGAACGACUUCUAUAUUACUGGAGAAUCAUAUGCGGGACACUAUAUUCCAGCUCUCGCUUCCCGGCUUCAUCGAGCAAACAAGGCAAACCAAGGGAUUCAUAUAAACCUCAAGGGAAUGGCCAUUGGAAAUGGGCUGACCGACCCAGCAGUUCAGUACCCGGCAUACACAGACUUCGCAUUGGAGAGGGGUUUGAUCCAAAAAGAUGAUUACAACCGUAUCAAUCAGUUAGUCCCUCCAUGUUUGCAGUCAGUACGAGCUUGCGAUGACGAAGGGGGAGACGCUUGCUUGUCCUCUUUCACGGAUUGCGAUGCAAUAUUCGGGCAGAUAUUAAGUGUGACGGGCAACAUUAAUUAUUAUGACAUAAGGAAGCAGUGCGAGGGAGAACUGUGCUAUGACUUUUCAAGCGCGGAGACAUUUUUGAACAAGAAGGAAGUGAAGGAAGCGCUGGGCGUUAACCAAGGCUUGGACUUCGUAUCGUGCAGCAGCGUUGUAUAUGAUGCCAUGUCGCAGGGCUGGAUGAGGAAUCUGGAAGCGGGCAUUCCCGCUCUUCUUGAGGAUGGCAUCAAGGUGCUUGUUUAUGCUGGGGAAGAGGAUCUCAUCUGUAAUUGGCUCGGGAACUGGAGAUGGGUUCAUGCAAUGGAGUGGUCGGGUCAGAAACAGUUUGGGGCGUCUCCUAACUUGUCCUUCCUGGUUGAUGGCAAACAAGCAGGAACACUCAAAACCCACGCAGCUCUCACUUUCCUCAAGGUGCACGAGGCAGGACACAUGGUCCCUAUGGAUCAACCCAAAGCUGCGCUGCAGAUGCUUGAGCUCUGGAUGCGAGCCAAAUUAUCCCUCCAGUGAACACCACUAUCGGAUAUAUAUACAUGGCCCUGAUGUCAGACUUCGGAAACAACGCGUAACUUAUGUAUGUGUAAAAAAAUUAUUUUCGACUGAUGCUUUUGUUUUAUUUCCCUUUCAUUCAUUCUCUUCCAAUUAUACAUGAUGAUUUUUCUCUA
Prosopis cineraria is the source of this 1675-nucleotide messenger RNA. RefSeq names its product serine carboxypeptidase-like. Gene Ontology annotation, cellular component: vacuole. Lineage: Eukaryota; Viridiplantae; Streptophyta; Magnoliopsida; Fabales; Fabaceae. Gene Ontology annotation, biological process: proteolysis. The transcript has 9 exons. The record is from RefSeq and is a predicted model, not a curated record. Gene Ontology annotation, molecular function: serine-type carboxypeptidase activity. Bases 18 to 1520 code for a protein of 500 amino acids.